UCAAGAUAACAUGAUCUGUACAUUACAAAAUUGCGGGAGGUUAUUUUGCGUUGGUUUAUACUUCUUUUUAGCCGGAGUAGAAUUUGCGAUCAUUCUACCCACAUUGAAUGAAUAUAUUAUAUACUUGGAUGGACCUACGGGUUUUCUUGGAAUUAUCAUCUCAUCAUUCAGUCUUGCUGGACUAAUAUCAGCACCGAUAUAUGGACGAAUAUCUGAUAAAUCGAACGCGAAUAAACUGUGCGCCAUUGUUAGCUGUUUAUUUGGGAUUGUGGGGAAUUUUCUUUACUUCGUAGGUGGAGAUUAUCGAAUAUUGUUGGGUGCAAGACUUAUAUCUGGACUUGGAAAUGGAGCCAGCUCGGCGUACCUCGGCAUGAUCGCAAAGACGACAACGACAAAACAGAGAACCGGAGUAAUAACGUUAGUCGUAUUCAUGCGGGAAAUAGGUGUCAUUAUUGGGCCUGGUUUCAAUUUGAUAUUGAAUCAAAUAAAUUUCAAACUCGGCCCGUUUCCUGUGGAUCAAUUUACCUCUCCUGGACUUCUUAUGGCCAUUAUGUGGGCAAUACAUACAUUGAUUGUUUUAGCCCUAUUUAGAGAUGUUUCUGAAGACUAUGCGAAUGAAAAAAUAGACAUCAAUGACCCCGUACAGAGGCAUGAUGACCCUUUGCAGGAAACUGUUGUUCUUGAAACUGUGACGUCAGCAAAUCAACCCCCAAAAAGUUUUCGAGACGAAUUUUUUCGAAAAGAAGUUCUUGUUUGCCUUUUGCUAAAUUUUAACUCAUGGAUGUCCCUUACAUGUUUCGAAUCAGCAACAACACCAAUGAGUUUGCUCUUUUUCGACUGGGGAGGAGUUAGCAAUAGUGUUAUGUUUUGUGCUGGUGCUAUUACAGUCUGUAUAUCAUAUGCUGUAAUAGGUAUUGCUAACCGAAAAGUCACCGACAGGGUUAUUUUGCUGAUUGGUUGUUCAGGCGUAAUAGUUUGUUAUCUAAUUCUUAACGUCUAUUCUACCGUCUUAUUUCUUCAAGAAGCUGUUGGCCACGUUCAAUGGCUUUUGCCCGUAUUCUGGACUGAUUGGAUUAUUUUGACAAUAUCAUUUCCGCUUAUGAAUAUUUCCAUAAUUUCACUUUAUUCGAAGAUAACUUCCAUUGAAACACAAAGUUUUAAUCAGGGAGCAUUAUUAAUGUUUGCUGGCGCUGGCAGGAUCGUUGGCCCACUGUUGUCAACCUCAAUGGUAACUAUUGAGCGUCUGCCUAUUCUGAGUGGCGUGGUACUUUUUUUAUUGCUGGUGUCAAUGAUUGUAUUGUGUUUCACAUAUAAAAAACUCAUCCCUGCAAAAAUAUCGACUCAAAUGAAUGUUUCAACACUUGACAAAAGUCUAGAUGUGGACGAAGAAACGUCUUUGUUGAAAUAGGUCAAUUAAUUAUAUUUUUCUUGAAGGUUACGAUGCCAAAAAAGACUGCUUUUCGCAAUUUCUGAUGCUUGAAAGGUGAUAAGGCAAUAUGCGCCACGACUGCAUGGUUAAUGGUGCUCAAUAAUUAAUCUCUAUCAAUUUCAACUAUAUUAUAAUAUGAUAUUAAUCAUAACAUUGUUUGCAUUUGAGUCAAAUAUAGAUGGAAAAGAAAUGCAAUACUGCAUUCUAAACAUUUUAUAUAUAAAUAUAUAUUUAUAUAUAUAUAUAUAUAUGUAUUGCUGUGGCAAUUUCGAUAAUUAGUUGUAUACACAAGUCAAGCUUGCUUUUGAAACAAUUGAAUAUCAUUUCCUUUUCAACUUUAUUGCUUCCGUUCCACGCUCAGUUUAGUACAUUUUGUUCGUCCCAUCCAUGGAGCAGCUAGCUCAGUUGCGUAUUUGAAUGUGGUGGUUGAACAUUACAAAUUUAGCAAUCCUUUUUAUUGUAUGGCAAAAAUUAGGCCAUAAUUUUAUUCCGAUUUUUC
Molecule: messenger RNA, 1928 nt
Organism: Styela clava
Lineage: Eukaryota; Metazoa; Chordata; Ascidiacea; Stolidobranchia; Styelidae
Source: RefSeq, a predicted model, not a curated record